CCAUGUCCAAGACCACAGAGCCACAGACACAAACCGUAUCCAGUCGGCAGAGAUGUCCGCUGGCCAGAGGGCUGGAGAGUGUGGCUCCUCUUGUGAGCACUGUGGAGGAAACACCUGAUCCCAUCCCCACCAACAUCAAGGGGACAGUUCCAACAUGGAUCAAUGGGAGUUUCCUAAGAAAUGGACCUGGGAAGUUUGAGUUUGGGAAAGACAAAUAUACCCACUGGUUUGACGGCAUGGCCAUGAUGCACCGCUUUCACAUCUGUGACGGAAACGUCACCUACAGCAGCCGCUUCCUGCGAAGUGACUCAUACGUUAAAAACUCAGAGAAGAACCGCAUCGUGGUGUCAGAGUUCGGCACACUGGCCAUGCCUGAUCCCUGCAAGAACAUCUUUGCACGCUUCUUCUCACGCUUUCAGAUUCCUAAGGCCACCGAUAACGCCAGCGUGAACUUUGUCAAGUACAAAGGAGACUAUUAUGUCAGCACUGAAACAAACUAUAUGAGACGAGUGGACCCUCAGAGCCUGGAGACGAAGGAGAAGGUGGACUGGAGUCAAUACAUCGCAGUCAACUCGGCCACAGCUCACCCACACUAUGACAGCGAAGGCGCGACUUACAACAUGGGCAACUCCUACGGCAAAGGAGGUUUCUUCUACAACAUCAUCCGUGUGCCCCCACCUGCGGAGGAGAAAGCAGCAACAGAGGACUCUGCAGACUUGAAUGGAGCCAAAGUGAUCUGCUCCAUCCGUGCAGCUGAGCCCAGAAAGCCUUCCUAUUAUCACAGCUUUGUCAUGUCCGAGAACUACAUUGUUUUCAUUGAGCAGCCGAUCAAGCUGGACCUGCUGAAGUUCAUGCUGUACAGAAUCCAGGGCAAAAGCUUUCAUAAAGUCAUGACCUGGGAGCCUCAGUACGAAACUGUCUUCCACUUGGUCAACAGGCACACGGGCAAGGAGAGUAAAGUGACGUACCGUGCAGCAGCCAUGUUCACACUGCAUCAGAUAAACGCUUACGAGGACAAUGGGUGCUUGGUGAUGGACAUGUGCUGCGGGGACGACGGUGAGGUCAUUGGAGACUUUACACUUGAGAACCUGCGCAGAGGCUCUGGAGAGGAAAUGGACAAGUUCUACAAUGCACUGUGCAGAAACCUCCCAAGGAGAUAUGCCCUGCCCCUGAAUGUGGACGAAAAGACUCCUCUGGACCAGAACCUUGUCAAUCUGAGUUACUGCAAAGCCACGGCAAAGCUCACAAAACCAGGACAGGUUUACAUGACCCACGAGGAGCUUCACGAUGACGAGCUGCUACAGUACGGCGGCCUUGAGUUCCCUCAGAUCAACUAUGACAAGCACAAUGGCAGACCUUACCGCUACUUCUACUCCUGUGGCUUCGGACACGUCUUCAGCGACUCCCUCCUUAAAAUGGACGUCCACACCAAGGAGCUUAAGGUGUGGCGUUAUCCUGGCUUGUUCCCGUCUGAGCCCGUCUUUGUUGCUUCCCCCAAUGCGACUGAGGAAGAUGAUGGAGUAGUGUUGUCUGUCAUCAUCACACCCAGAGAGGAAAAAAGUACUUUCCUGCUCGUCCUGGAUGCUAAAACUUUCACUGAGCUGGGCAGAGCAGAGGUUCCUGUCAACAUCCCAUAUGGGACCCACGGAGUGUUUAAUGUGAUGGGAUAGACGUGUCACUGCUCUGCAGAAAAUCACAGAAAUUGAACCAGCAACCGGUUCUUUAAUCCACUGGAUAGAAAAUCCCAGUUGAAGCCAAUGUCUGUAAAAGUCCCUGAGCUGUGAAAAGAAAAAAGAGAAGAGAUA
Cheilinus undulatus (humphead wrasse) is the source of this 1805-nucleotide messenger RNA. RefSeq names its product beta-carotene 15, 15-dioxygenase 2, like (gene bco2l). The record is from RefSeq and is a predicted model, not a curated record. The transcript is spliced from 12 exons. Gene Ontology annotation, cellular component: mitochondrion. Gene Ontology annotation, molecular function: beta-carotene 15,15'-dioxygenase activity; carotenoid dioxygenase activity. Bases 3 to 1670 code for a protein of 555 amino acids. Lineage: Eukaryota; Metazoa; Chordata; Actinopteri; Labriformes; Labridae. Gene Ontology annotation, biological process: carotene catabolic process; retinal metabolic process.